Molecule: messenger RNA, 3535 nt
Organism: Tupaia belangeri chinensis (Chinese tree shrew)
Lineage: Eukaryota; Metazoa; Chordata; Mammalia; Scandentia; Tupaiidae
Gene: MED24
Product: mediator complex subunit 24
Biological process (GO): positive regulation of transcription initiation by RNA polymerase II
Cellular component (GO): mediator complex
Molecular function (GO): transcription coregulator activity
Source: RefSeq, a predicted model, not a curated record
UUGUUACUCCCAGCCAAUAGGAAAUGAGCUCCUUGAUAAGUACCAAAAUGGCGAUGGCUGGGCUCUAGAACCGGGCUGUGCGAAGCUCAUCUCCUCUUCUUUAGUUCCAUUUCUCUCGCCUCUGAGCUGCCUGCCGCCGGCACCGCCUCCUCAGAGACAAGUCAUGAAAGUGGUGAACCUGAAGCAGGCUAUUUUGCAAGCCUGGAAGGAGCGAUGGAGCGAUUACCAGUGGGCAAUCAACAUGAAGAAAUUCUUUCCCAAAGGAGCUACCUGGGACAUUCUCAACCUGGCAGAAGCACUGCUGGAGCAGGCCAUGAUUGGACCUUCCCCCAAUCCUCUCAUCCUGUCCUACCUGAAGUAUGCCAUUAGUUCUCAGAUGGUGUCCUACUCCUCUGUCCUGACAGCUAUCAGUAAGUUUGAUGACUUUUCCCGGGACCUGUGUGUCCAGGCUUUGCUGGACAUCAUGGACAUGUUUUGUGACCGGCUAAGCUGUCAUGGCAAAGCAGAGGAGUGCAUCGGGCUGUGCCGAGCCCUUCUCAGCGCCCUCCACUGGCUGCUGCGCUGCACGGGGGGCUGGAGGCCGGCCCCCCUGCUGCUGGGGAGAAGCAGCUUGCCAUGUGCCUGCAGCGCCUGGAGAAGACCCUCAGCAGCACCAAGAACCGGGCCCUGCUGCACAUCGCCAAACUCGAGGAGGCCUCAUUGCAUACAUCCCAGGGACUUGGGCAGGGUGGCACCCGAGCCAAUCAACCAACAGCCUCCUGGACUGCCAUUGAGCAUUCCCUUUUGAAGCUCGGGGAGAUCCUGGCCAAUCUCAGCAACCCCCAGCUGCGGAGCCAGGCCGAGCAGUGCGGCACACUCAUUAGGAGCAUCCCCACAAUGCUGUCCGUGCACUCAGAGCAGCUACACAAGACUGGCUUCCCCACCGUGCACGCGGUGGUGCUGCUUGAGGGCACCAUGAACCUGACAGGCGAGACCCAGCCCCUGGUGGAGCAGCUGAUGAUGGUGAAGCGCAUGCAGCAUAUCCCUACCCCACUUUUUGUCCUGGAGAUCUGGAAAGCUUGCUUCGUGGGGCUCAUUGAAUCUCCCGAGGGUACAGAGGAGCUCAAGUGGACAGCGUUCACCUUCCUCAAGAUCCCACAGGUUUUGGUAAAGUUGAAGAAGUACUCUCAUGGUGACAAGGACUUCACUGAAGACGUCAACUCUGCAUUUCUGCUGAAGCUCACGCCCUUGUUGGACAAAGCUGACCAGCGCUGCAACUGUGACAGCACGAACUUCCUGCUCCAAGAAUGCAGCAAGCAGGGGCUUCUGUCUGAAGCUAGCGUCAGCAGCCUUAUGGCUAAGCGUGCAGCAGACCGGGAGAAUGUCCCCCAGCUAAAAUCAGCAGAAAAUGCCAACAUCCAGCCCAAUCCUGGGCUGAUCCUCCGGGCAGAGCCCACUGUCACAAAUAUCCUAAAGACAAUGGAUGCAGACCACUCCAAGUCCCCCGAGGGGCUGCUGGGGGUCCUGGGCCACAUGCUGUCUGGGAAGAGCCUGGACUUAUUGCUGGCUGCCGCUGCCGCCACCGGGAAGCUCAGAUCCUUCGCUCGGAAGUUCAUCAAUUUGAAUGAGUUCACGACACACGGCAGCGAAGAAAACACCAAACCGGCCUCAGUUCGCGCCUUGCUCUUCGACAUCUCCUUCCUCAUGCUGUGCCACGUGGCCCAGACCUAUGGCUCAGAGGUCAUUCUCUCGGAGUCGAACACAGGAGCAGAAGUGCCCUUCUUUGAAACCUGGAUGCAGACCUGCAUGCCUGAGGAGGGCAAGAUCCUGAACCCCGACCACCCUUGCUUCCGGCCCGACUCCACCAAAGUGGAGUCCCUGGUGGCCCUGCUCAACAACUCCUCAGAAAUGAAGCUCGUGCAGAUGAAGUGGCACGAAGCCUGUCUCAGCAUUUCAGCGGCCAUCUUGGAAAUCCUCAAUGCCUGGGAGAAUGGGGUCCUGGCAUUUGAGUCAAUUCAGAAAAUCACCGAUAAUAUCAAGGGGAAGGUAUGCAGUCUGGCAGUGUGUGCUGUGGCUUGGCUCGUGGCCCACGUCCGGAUGCUGGGGCUGGAUGAGCGUGAGAAGUCGCUACAGAUGAUCCGCCAACUGGCAGGGCCACUGUACAGUGAGAAUACCCUGCAGUUCUACAAUGAGAGGGUGGUGAUCAUGAGCUCGAUCCUGGAGCGCAUGUGUGCUGACGUGCUGCAGCAGACAGCCACGCAGAUCAAGUUCCUGUCCACGGGGGUGGACACAAUGCCUUACUGGAACCUGCUGCCCCCUAAGCGACCCAUCAAGGAGGUGCUGACGGACAUAUUUGCCAAGGUGCUGGAGAAGGGCUGGGUGGACAGCCGCUCCAUUCACAUCUUCGACACCUUGCUGCACAUGGGAGGCGUCUACUGGUUCUGCAACAACCUGAUUAAGGAGCUGCUGAAGGAGACGCGGAAGGAGCACACGCUGCGGGCCGUGGAACUGCUCUACUCCAUCUUCUGUCUGGACAUGCAGCAGGUGACCCUGGUCCUGCUGGGCCAUAUCCUGCCUGGGCUGCUCACCGACUCCUCCAAGUGGCACAGCCUCAUGGACCCCCCCGGCACAGCCCUGGCCAAGCUGGCUGUAUGGUGUGCCCUGAGUUCCUACUCCUCCCACAAGGGACAAGCAUCUUCCCGCCAGAAGAAGAGGCACCGUGAAGACAUUGAGGACUACAUCAGCCUCUUCCCGCUGGACGACAUACAGCCAUCAAAGCUGAUGCGACUGCUGAGCUCCAAUGAGGACGAUGCUAACAUCCUCUCGAGCCCCACUGACCGGUCCAUGAGCAGCUCGCUCUCGGCCUCCCAGCUCCACACAGUCAACAUGAGAGACCCUCUGAACCGAGUGCUGGCCAACCUGUUCCUGCUCAUCUCCUCCAUCCUGGGCUCGCGCACCGCCGGCCCCCACACCCAGUUUGUGCAGUGGUUCAUGGAGGAGUGUGUGGACUGCCUGGAGCAGGGCGGCCGCGGCAGCAUCCUGCAGUUCAUGCCGUUCACCACCGUGUCGGAACUGGUGAAGGUGUCAGCCAUGUCCAGCCCCAAGGUGGUUCUGGCCAUCACGGACCUCAGCCUACCCCUGGGCCGUCAGGUGGCCGCCAAAGCCAUCGCUGCCCUCUGAGGGGCUUGGGAUGGCCAAGCAGCCCCAAGCGCCUGUGGAGGGAGCAGCAAGGAGACAUGAGCCAUCGCUGCUCACAUCCGCCUGUUGUAAGAGCCUUGGUCAGCUGCCAGCUCUUUCCCUCACUCCUGACCUCUGACCUUCAAGACGUCUCCUGGUUUCUUUUGUAAUUUCCUCUCCUGUUAGUAACUGAGCCUGAGUUGCUGGGUCUUCGGUCCUGGCAUCACCCAUGGGUGCCUCCCCGCUCCCAGGGAGGACUCGCCCCUCCUGAGGAGCUUCAGAGAUGCACACUAUGUGUAAAUAUAUACAUAUAUUUUUGUAACACGUGAGGGAGGCUCCCUCAGCCCUCUUAUAAAUAAAGGUCCUUGCGGCUACCUCA